UGUAACUUUCAGAAUGGCUGGUGUACGUGGACAAAUGACAAAUCACCUAAGGACGUGUUCGACUGGAUUAUUGGGUCGGGUGGGACACCUAGCUUUCUAACGGGCCCUGACAAAGAUCGGUUAGGAUCUAGUAAAGGAAAGUACGCGUUCAUCGAAACAUCAUAUCCCCGGCAGCCCAAGGACAAAGCCCGAUUAUCCAGUGAAACUUUCGUAUACCCAUCGUCGCAAAGUCGUUGUUUUACUUUUUGGUAUCACAUGUAUGGUACUACUAUAGGAACACUGAACAUAUAUCAAACUGYUAAUAAUAAGGAUACUUUGAUUUGGACGCAAACCGGAAACAAAGGAAACAAAUGGUACAAUGGACAAGUAACCGUUGGCAAGGCGUCUUCUUACAAGGUUGUUCUUGAAGGAGUGAGAGGUUCAGGUUAUACUGGCGACAUUGCUAUCGAUGAUUUUGUAUUUCUCGACAAUAAGAACUGUCAAACUGUACCGUCAUCGGCWGCACCUAACGCACCAACAACUGUCGCAACUACACCUCUGAUAACAACUACAAAGCCAGUCAGUAAGUAGUAUGUAGCGAUGCUCAAGCAGUCAACAAGMAAUAUUUAACAAGAACCACUUCGUGGAACAUACCGURUCCAGGUUACGCUAAUAUAUAUUGUUACCAGCGCCRCGAUCGAUUUGAUAGAUUUUGCKUAUGAUCUUUUCACAUCACUUUUUGAAUAUUUUUAUYAUUACAGCGWUAAUUUAGCAUUCAGAUUGYAUUUGUAUUAUCCUCCGAKAWUUUAUAAGAUGAGAGUUUGCUUUGCAUAAAAUGAUUUUAGAAAGAAAAAAUAGAACGAGUAUAUUUUAAAG
Exaiptasia diaphana is the source of this 855-nucleotide messenger RNA. Its product is annotated as MAM and LDL-receptor class A domain-containing protein 1. The annotation marks the transcript as partial. Gene Ontology annotation, cellular component: membrane. The transcript is spliced from 3 exons. NCBI's taxonomy places the organism in Eukaryota, Metazoa, Cnidaria, Anthozoa, Actiniaria, Aiptasiidae. The record is from RefSeq and is a predicted model, not a curated record.